Molecule: messenger RNA, 2685 nt
Organism: Stylonychia lemnae
Lineage: Eukaryota; Ciliophora; Spirotrichea; Sporadotrichida; Oxytrichidae
Source: the annotation of a GenBank genome assembly
AUGGAAAAUUACGAGAUAAUCAAAGAAGAUAUUGGCCAAGGAAGCUUUGGCAAAGUAUGCUUAGUAAGACACAUCUAAUCUGGCAAGCAGAUGGUCUGGAAGAAAAUUAACUAUGGGAUUAUGAAGGAUAAGGAAAAGAAGCAGCUGAUAAAUGAAGUUAAUAUUUUAAGAGAAUUGAAACACGAUCAUAUAGUCCGCUAUCAUGACAAAAUUAUUGAUAAGAAAAAUACUACCAUCAUAAUAAUAAUGGAAUACUGUGCUGGAGGGGACCUUUCAAAGCUUAUCAAGCAGUGCGAAGCAGGAAACAAAUUUGUUCCAGAGGAAUAAAUUUGGAAAAUAUUCAUGCAAAUAACACUGGCUCUAUUUGAGUGUCAUAGAAGGCAGGAUAAUAAAAUGAUAUUGCAUAGAGAUCUCAAGCCAUCAAACAUCUUUCUUGAUGAAAGGUAGCAAGCAAAGCUUGGUGAUUUUGGCUUUGCUAAGGCUAUGAAUGCUUAGUCAGUAUAUGCUCAUACUUAUUUGGGCACACCAUUCUACAUGAGCCCAGAGUAAAUAAAUGAAAGUGAGUAUAAUGAGAAGAGUGAUAUUUGGUCACUUGGGUGCAUCGUCUAUGAAAUGGCUGCUCUCAGACCGCCGUUUCAAGCUGAAAAUUCUUUGAGUUUGGCAUUAAAGAUAAAAUCUGGUUAGUUCAAUAAGCUUCCUACUCGAUACUCAGAGGAAUUGAACAGGUCUAUAAGAUGGAUGCUGAAUGUUGAUCCAAAGAAAAGACCCAAUGUAGAAGAUCUAUUGAAUUUACCUGCUAUCAGCAUGCUACUUAGAGAGAAAGCCCUUUAGAAAAAUUAAAUAUCUGUUCAAAGAAAAGCAGAAGAGGUAAAGAAGAAGUAGCAAAAGCUUAAAGAAAAGGAAGAUGAAUUGAACGAAAGAGAAAAAGCACUCAAAGAAAAAGAGAGAGAAAUUGAGGAGCUUGAAAGAUAACUCUAAGAAAUUCAAAGAUUAAAGAAGUAUAGUGGGUCAUCAAAAACUACUUAAGGAACUGAUUUAGGCAAUGAAUCUUGUAUCAAUAAUCAGAAUCAAAGUAUGGAUCGAAAUUUUUUCACUUCUCCUAGUAAUAACAACAACGAGCUCUAAGACUCAGUGACAACGAUUUAAAAUAAUCAGAAUGAUCUUUCAAGAGAAGAUUCAAUUCAUAAGUUGAUGAUACCAUCCGAAAAUUCUUAGAAAAUGUUUGACACCACCUAAAUUAAUUAAGCAUUGAGUCGAUAAAAAUAAAAUAUUCAUGGCAAUGGAAGCCAACCUGAGAUUGCUAGUGGUGAGUUCAGAAAUGGAAAUUUAUCGGGACUACUAAGAGAUUCAAGUGGAAGUUAAUUUAAGUCUUUGACUCGUGCACUAAACAGAAAUAGUAGUAAUGCUCAGAGCAAGGAGAAUCUAGUUGAUAUUAGUACUACUAGCAGUAAUGAUAAACUUGCUUUCAACAAAGGUAUGCUUUUAAAGCAAAAAUAACUUCAGUAGUAGUAUUAACAACAAUAAAUGUAAAUUAAGCAAUAAAUCAGAGAUGGCUCUAACACCUAAGGGCAUUACAGAUCUGUUGGCAAUAGCCAAAAUCUCUAAAUUCAAACAGAGGAUCCUGAUGACUAGGAUAGCAAUUAGUUUUAAAUCCAUCAAAAAAAUAAAAACCUACACGACAAAAUAGCUAUUAAUCUUCCUAAAAAUCUGAAUGUUGAUAAGGAAAAUAUAUCCAGAACUGCUAAUCAAAAUCAACUGACUCACAUGAGAAGCAGUAACGACAGCAUUUAAUUGAAAAGGAGCUAUGAAAACAUGAGUAUCAAUGAUUCUACAGUGAAUAUGAAUCCUUGCACAGAAUCUUAGAAUUCAAAUUCUUAUACAUAAACUUAUUAAAAUACCAGUUCAAAUAAUCUAGCAACAAUGUCCACUAAUAGCUAGACUGGACUACCUCCAACUGUUCCACAUAAUCUAGGAAGAAUGAAUAGUGAGAGAAUUAGCUAAUAGGUAUCUCAAUUGCAGCAAUAACAGUUUAUACAAAACUAGCCUAAUACAGAUUAGCAAUAGCAGUAGCAGUAGCUACUAAAGUAGAAUUUUAUUAAAUUUCAUUCGAAAAAAUCUCAAGAUUAAAAUAGUUAUAACUCGACAAUGAAAAAUAUUUAAGUCAGAGAUAGCUAUGAGAAAAAUGUCAAUAGCACAUUGAAUAAUAACACUAGUAGUAAUAAUUAGAGUAAUCCCACACUGUAAAACUUUAAGCAAUAUACUAGCACCAAUAAUAGUCAAGAUAGAGCUUUGAAUCAAAUAAUCGAACAGUAAAAGUAACAAUAAUUGCAAAGGAAAGGGAAAUCAAACAGAGAUGCCUCAUUAGAAAUAAGUUCAAGACAAGGAACUUCUAAAUAAACAAGCGCCUCGAGGUAAAAUGCUGUCUCUAAUUAAAUGUCAUAAGAAUAGAUUCAAUAUCAACAGGCUUAAUAAUACUAGCUUUAGCAACAGAUAUUUAAACAAAAAUAAAUGACUCUAUAGCAACAACAAUAGAUGUUGCUAUAGAAGAAGCAAAAUAGUAACGUUACUAACUCUAUUGACUUCCAAGAGUUCCUCAAUAAUUAGUAAUUUUAUGAGCAAAAUAUGAGGUAGGAGCAAAAGUAGUCUCAAUCGAAGCAGUAAUAAAUACAAUCAAAAUACUACUGA